Molecule: messenger RNA, 4052 nt
Organism: Rhinolophus ferrumequinum (greater horseshoe bat)
Lineage: Eukaryota; Metazoa; Chordata; Mammalia; Chiroptera; Rhinolophidae
Gene: RBM15
Product: RNA binding motif protein 15
Exons: 3
Coding region: 59-3028 (989 amino acids)
Biological process (GO): regulation of alternative mRNA splicing, via spliceosome
Cellular component (GO): nucleus
Molecular function (GO): mRNA binding
Source: RefSeq, a predicted model, not a curated record
GGAACCGUUAAGAUGGACAACGAAUAUAACCAAUGAGAAGAAAGGAGCUGCUUGACCAAUGAGGAGUGCGGGGCGGGAUCCUUUGCAGCGGCGGAGUCCAAGAUGGCGGCAUGCGGUUCCGCUGUGUGAAACGAGCGCGGAGCGGCGGGUUAGUCAGCUCCGCGGAGAAGACCUCCGACGACCCGCAACAAUGAAGGGAAAAGAGCGCUCCCCAGUCAAACCCAAACGCUCUCGUGGUGGUGAGGAUUCGACUUCCCGCGGGGAGCGGAGCAAGAAGUUAGGGGGCUCUGGUGGCAGCAAUGGGAGCAGCAGCGGAAAGACCGACAGCGGCGGCGGGUCGCGGCGCAGCCUUCAUCUGGACAAGUCAAGCAGCCGAGGUGGCAGCCGCGAGUAUGAUACUGGUGGGGGCAGCUCCAGUAGCCGCUUACAUAGUUACAGUUCCCCAGGCACUAAAAAUUCCUCGGGCGGGGGCGAGUCGCGCAGCAGCUCCCGGGGUGGAGGCGGGGAGUCACGUUCCUCUGGGGCCGCCUCCUCAGCUCCUGGCGGCGGGGACGGCGGGGAGUACAAGACACUGAAGAUAAGCGAGUUGGGGUCCCAGCUGAGUGACGAAGCGGUGGAGGACGGACUGUUUCACGAGUUUAAACGCUUCGGUGAUGUAAGUGUCAAAAUCAGUCAUCUCUCGGGUGGCAGCGGGGAUGAGCGCGUAGCGUUUGUGAACUUCCGGCGGCCAGAGGACGCGCGGGCGGCCAAGCAUGCCAGAGGCCGCCUUGUGCUCUAUGACCGGCCCCUGAAGAUAGAAGCUGUGUAUGUGAGCCGGCGCCGCAGCCGCUCCCCUUUAGACAAAGAUCCUUAUCCUCCGUCAUCCAGCGUGGUCGGGUCCUCUGUAGGUGGUCACCGGCACCCCCCUGGAGGGGGUGGUGGAGGCCAGAGAUCGCUUUCCCCUGGUGGUGCAGCCUUAGGAUACAGAGACUACCGGUUGCAGCAGUUGGCCCUUGGCCGCCUGCCCCCUCCACCUCCGCCACCAUUACCCCGGGACCUGGAGAGAGAGCGAGACUACUCGUUCUAUGAGAGAGUGCGCCCAGCAUACAGUCUUGAGCCAAGGGUGGGAGCUGGAGCAGGUGCUGCUCCUUUCAGAGAAGUGGAUGAGAUCUCACCAGAGGACGAUCAGCGAGCUAACCGGACGCUUUUCUUGGGCAACCUAGACAUCACUGUGACAGAAAGUGAUCUAAGAAGGGCUUUUGAUCGCUUUGGAGUCAUUACAGAAGUAGACAUCAAGAGGCCUUCUCGGGGCCAGACCAGUACCUAUGGCUUUCUCAAAUUUGAGAACCUAGACAUGUCUCACCGGGCCAAACUAGCGAUGUCUGGCAAAAUUAUAAUUCGGAAUCCUAUCAAAAUUGGUUAUGGUAAAGCUACACCCACCACCCGUCUCUGGGUAGGUGGCCUGGGACCCUGGGUGCCUCUUGCUGCUCUGGCACGGGAGUUUGACCGAUUUGGCACCAUACGCACCAUAGACUACCGCAAAGGUGAUAGUUGGGCGUAUAUCCAGUAUGAAAGCCUGGAUGCAGCUCAUGCUGCCUGGACCCAUAUGCGGGGCUUUCCACUUGGUGGCCCAGAUCGUCGCCUUAGAGUAGACUUUGCAGACACAGAACAUCGUUACCAGCAGCAGUAUCUGCAGCCUCUUCCCUUAACUCAUUAUGAACUGGUGACAGAUGCUUUUGGACAUCGGGCACCUGACCCUUUGAGGGGUGCUCGGGAUCGGACACCACCCUUACUAUACAGAGAUCGUGAUAGGGACCUUUAUACUGACUCUGAUUGGGUGCCACCACCGCCCCCAGUCCGGGAACGCAGCACUCGGACUGCAGCUAGUGCUGUGCCUGCUUAUGAGGCACUGGACAGCCUGGAUCGCAGGCGGGAUGGCUGGUCCUUGGACCGGGACAGAGGUGAGCGAGAUCUGCCCAGCAGCAGAGACCAGCCUAGGAAGCGACGGCUGCCUGACGAGAGUGGGGGACGGCAUCUGGAUAGGUCCCCGGAGAGUGACCGGCCACGAAAACGUCACUGCGCUCCUUCUCCUGACCGUAGUCCAGACUUGAGCAGUAGUCGGGAUCGCUACAACAGUGACAAUGAUCGAUCUUCCCGUCUUCUCUUGGAAAGGCCCUCUCCAAUCAGAGACAGACGAGGUAGUUUGGAGAAGAGCCAGGGUGACAAGCGAGACCGCAAAAACUCGGCAUCAGCUGAACGCGAUAGGAAGCACAGGACAGCUGUUGCCACUGAGGGAAAAAGCCCUCUGAAAAAAGAAGAGCGGUCUGAUGGGAGUGCAGCCAGCACCAGCACUGCUUCAUCGAAGCUGAAGUCCCCUUCCCAGAAACAGGAUGGUGGCACAGCUCCUGCAGCAUCAGCCUCUCCCAAGCUCUGUUUGGCCUGGCAGGGGAUGCUUCUAUUGAAGAACAGCAACUUUCCUUCCAACAUGCAUCUGUUGCAGGGUGACCUUCAAGUGGCUAGCAGUCUUCUCGUGGAGGGCUCGACUGGAGGCAAAGUGGCCCAGCUCAAGAUCACUCAGCGUCUUCGUUUAGACCAGCCCAAGUUGGAUGAAGUAACUCGACGCAUCAAAGUGGCAGGGCCCAAUGGUUAUGCCAUUCUUCUGGCUGUGCCUGGAAGUUCUGACAGCAGAUUCUCCUCUUCCUCAGCCACAUCAGACACUGCCACCUCUACUCAGAGGCCACUUAGGAACCUGGUGUCCUAUUUAAAGCAAAAGCAGGCUGCUGGGGUGAUCAGCCUCCCUGUGGGGGGCAACAAAGACAAGGAAAACACCGGGGUCCUUCAUGCCUUCCCACCGUGUGAGUUCUCCCAGCAGUUCCUGGAUUCUCCUGCCAAGGCACUGGCCAAAUCUGAAGAAGAUUACCUGGUCAUGAUCAUUGUCCGUGUGCAUGGUUUUGAGAUAGGAGUUCGGUAUGAGCAAAAGAAGAGAAGAGAAGUGGAGCUGACCUUGUUAACAUCUGGUUAUAGUGAUAUGCCUAAGGGGAGAAAAUGAUUUCAGGUAACCAUAGUGAACUGUCUAGGUGAUGAAAAGUUUUAUAUGUGUGAUUUAAACAGCAUUGAAAAGUCAAAGUCCUAAAGUGUUCUUUGACUGUUCAGCAAUUGUUUUGAGUGUUUUGUUAAAAUAACAGCUGCUAUCUUUGGUAACACAGAAAAAGGUGGAUUUUUAAAUGACUUUAUAUCUUGAUCCCUCUACAAUAAUGGAGCAGUUCUGUAUUGCUCCAUAUAAAUUUUAGAAUGAAAAUAGAGGGAGUAAAAGUUUGACUGAACUUCACCUUUUUACAGUUCCAUUUUUUUUAAGUUAUAUGUAGAAUAUACUGAUUAUAAACUUGCUUUUUCUGAAUGUUUUCCAACAUGUUUUAUUCAGUUACGUGACUAUAAAGGAUAUUUUCAGUCCUAUAAUCCACACUUAAUUGCAGUCUUUAAAAAAAUCCACCCUACUGUCCUACUUGUUACUUGUCUGUUCAUACAGUAAAUUCAUUUCAGGGUUUGUGCCAGUGGGUAUUAUUGGUGCUUUUUGGAGUCAAGGUGGAUUAUCCAGGAAGGUCUUGUUAACGUUUUUUUCAUCUAUAUGGCAUAGGGGAAAUAUAUAUAUUUUUAAUAUUGUAAACAUUUGUACUGAAUAACCUUUUUUUCCCCCCUGCAAGCAAAACUGGUGAACAGCGGAUGAAGAUACGGAAUUCAAAACUCUAAUGGACCUUUUUGAAGAGAAGUUGUGGCUUAUGUGGAGUUUACAUGGGCCUCUUGAUGGAAGAAAGCUAAUCUGUUUAGUAUUUGUGCAUUUUACUAAAAUGGCAGCUUAAAGUUGUGUAUCUGCUAUUGUGAUGCCAAUGCCGGUGUUUUAAGUGGAAAAAAAUGACCUCUUGCUUUGUGCUGUGUACACAAGAUUUCUGGAAAAGUAAAGAAAAACCCUUUUUAUGGCUCACACAGCUUAAAAGUAGCUGUCACUCAAACGUGCGCUCACAGUUGAGCUGCUUUUGUUUUAUUCUAAAUAAAUUGUUUCUUUUGAGGAAAAUGUU